CCUUCUCAUAAUAAUAAACAAUAUAAUUACAUGUAAUGUAAGCCCUAUAUUUUUUAAUGAAUAGCCUUUGUUAAAUGUAGAAAGUUGAUGUGUUUUAAAUUUUGAUUCAAAAGUUACUAUAGGCUAUCUGAAACUGGUAUCUGAAACGUUAUAAUAACAUUGCUCGUUUAUUAUUAGAGAGUAUACAUAAUUGAAUGUUAACUGAAGUUGAACUUUUCUUGUCUUGUGUUUAGUUUUCUUGGUGGUCUUUAACAGUCUUUAAUCUUAAUGAAAUUUGAAAUGGUAAAUAAAUACUUUAAACGUUUAAUUAAGGAUAUAAAUAUGGGGGACGAGGACUGAUAAAUAGUCACCAAAAGCUAAAGUCUAAAGUAAAUUAAUAUCAUAAUUUAAUAAUUAAAUUAAUAUUAUUAUUAUGCUUGCUUUCUUCUACUUAAUACUAGUACUAGUAAUACUUAUACUUCAUGAUUCAUACUUUAUUAUAAUUUCGAGAAUCUCUAUAUACACUCUAUAAUGACUAUUAUUAUAGUAUAGUUAGUUUGUAUAGUUAGUAUUAUUAAAAUUUAUUAUAGUAUUUGAUUAUUGAAGUUAUAUGACAUGUCAUAGUAUAGGACAUAGGACAAAUAUUUAUUAGUACAUUAGUCAGUACUUAAAAUUAAAAGGCUACUACAAAUACUAUGACUCAGUAUGACUAUUAGUAUUAGUACUAAGUAGUAGUAGUAGUGUAUACUACUCAUACUAUUAGACCGGAGCCUAAGAUGUUACUAAAAAAUAAGCCCUAGUUUAGUCUAAGCUUUAAACAUUACUUAAACAAAAUAUCAAAAUAGUAUUAAAAACUAACUGGCUUUUGUCUUUUGUUAUGUAAGUCAAGUUAUUAUAUAUUUUAUUGGACAUUUUUUAGGCCUACCUAAUAAAACAAACUACUAUCAUUGUUUUCAUUUGGCCUAAUAAAGAGUAAAUUGAAAGUAACACCAAAACACUUGCAGCAUCAAAAUAGUGAACACAAAAGUUAAAUAAAAUACAAUUAAGAAUCAAGUUAAAAAUGUAGCCCACCAGUCUCACGAACUUAUUUUAUUCAUCUUGUAAGACUUAUUGACUGUUGCUGUAAGCUGCAUUUGAAUAGUGUUAAUGUGACCUCAUGUUAAUGUAAUUGAAAUAAGUUGUUACUAGAAUAGGCAUAAUUAAAAUAAAUAAUUUAAAUUCGGGAUCUUCCAUUAAUCAGUAGACAUAACUUAUAACCAAAGGAUUAGGUACCCGGUACCAUAUUCUUUAGGUUAGACCUUUUAUAUAUGAAAUUGAAUGAAUGUAUUUUUUUGUAUUUAGGAUAUUGAUUCUGAGUCCAGAACUUCUGAGAUGCCACCGAACGUAGCCAUAUUACUAAAUGAUGCCCAACCAGCUGAUUGGAUGGAGGCUAUCAUGUAUGUGGGGGGCAUUUUUAGAGUUUCUAUUCUUUGCAGUAUGUUAAAAUUCAAUUAUAAUAUUUUUAAAUGGCAUGGAGUUGUGCUGGACUUGAAGUUUUUGCUAUUUUUUAACUUUAAUAAUGUUAAAAAAAUACCACUCAGAGGCACUCACCUUAAAAAAUAACAGACAUCACAUACAAGUAGAAAAAUUACUAUUUUAUUUGUUGCUUAAUUAAUCAUGUGGUGCCAUGUCAAUGGCUCAAUUACAUUUAUAAUUUUGUCCUUAGUGCAGUUAAAAAUGAUGUCAUUGGCAGUGAUCGUGAAAAAAUGCAAAGUCUACAGUAUGGACUAGUUCCAAGGUAGAGAAGUUUCAUUGUUUUGUUUAUUUUAAUAAGAUUCAUUAUGGCUCUUUAUUUUAUCCUUUUAUAAUAGUUUUUUUUUUACUUCUAUGUUUAUUAAGAUUUCUGCAAGUUCAAUUUGUAGAGAUUAAACAAUGAGGUAAAAUUAGCCUAUAAUAACAUAAAGUAUUCCAAAUUUAAAUCUACUAAACUUAAAAUUCAAGCUACCUUAGGGUCCUCCAAAUAAAUGAGGUCAUGCCGCUAGGAGGGGUUCAAGAAUUCAUGACAAUGUAUCAUGGGGGUGUCAAAAUUUUGUGACAGGUGGAAAGGCAGGAUGGGGGGUGUAAAAAUCUACCAAAAUAUAACGUCAUUAUGGAUUGAUGUCCCCUAGUUACAUUUUUUUUUUCUUUUCUUUUUUUUACCCAGUUACUUUAACUUUUUUUCUGGUAAAUAACAGAAUUCUUGCUUCGUAGCAUGUUUUUCACCGAGAUGGUCUUGUAAAACCUUUCUCCAUCAAGUUUUAUUUGCUUUGGUUAGUGCCAUAGUGAGCCUUCUUAUCCCCCAAGAGAGGGGAGCUUUGGUGUUCACAUUUGUUUUUUUUCUAGGUUUUAACUCCAUCCCUUCUUAUUCAAAUAUCUUAUCCACUGCUGUGUUGACCAGCCUAAACAUAUUUCUAAAUUUUAAUACUUUUAGCCCAUUGUUUCAUGUAAGUUUGAAUACUUUCCAGACUUCUUCAAUGGGUGGAAGAUGAGGACAUAAAUGCUGAGUUAAGGACAGAGGCAGCUAUUGUGCUGGGCAGUUUGGCCAAAGGAAAUACUAGCAUUGUCAAAGAACUAGUGCAAGAGAAGACAGUUCCAAUACUACUCAAAUGUAAGACUGUAAAUCUGUACUUAAAUGCCCUCAACAGUUAAGCUGAAUGAUUUAAACACAUUUUAACAAAAACAUCAGAAGAUAAUGUCAUUUGCUACCUGGUACAUGAAUUUAUUGUUUUUACAUUUCUAUAACUAUAAUAGUAACUAUAAGAGUAGCCAAAAAUGCAUACAUCAUUCUGUUUUGUUUGUUCUUUAAAGCCAUGGCUAAUUUUAAUGUACUCUUAUUUUUAUUACAGCUCUAACAAAUCUAAGUCUGCGAUACUCAGAAGCUAUACUAAGAUGCUUACGUUCUAUUUUACUUGUCAAUACAGAAUCUAUUUCAUGUUUCUAUGAGGUAAGACUAAUUCAGAACUUUAGUCCACUUAAAUUUUACUGAUUGAAUGGGAAAAAAAAACACAUUGAGAGACUAUUGCUUUGUUUUUCAGAAAAACUUUCUAUUUCAAUUGAUUCAAUUUGAUUUAUAUGGUAGUUGAGUUUUUUCAUUCACCUCCUCUAGUUAAUCUCUCUAUCUCAGGUUCCCCAAACGGUGGUCUGCACAACAUUAGUCAAGAAACCGGGGAGGGAAAGUUACAUGUUUGAGUUUCAUAUUAAAAAAACCUCCCAAAAUUGAAAUUAUCCUUAGCAUAAAAAUAUCCCGCUUUGUAUAUAAAAAAUAUCCCGCUUUGUAUGCGUCAAGAAUAGCCUAAGAAUUUGACUGAAUCCAUGCGACCAAAUGGGAAAACACUAGUAUGCCAUACUGCUAGGCUCCUUUGAUGUCCAAAAAAAUAGUGCAAGUACCUAACGCUUAUUUUCACACAACACACCUGCACCCUAAAGGGAACACACAUCUCAACCUUAACUCACUGGCUGUAAAUUGAAAGUUUUAAAUUUAGAUUUUGCAAGAAAGAUUAUUCUUUUCAAAAUUUUGCAUACAGCAUGAUUAAAAUAAUAGUUAAAACCACCAGUUAUUUAGACAGGGGAUAGUAGAGGAUGGCAUUUUUUUCUUUAUAUGGAGGGGCAGCAUUUUUGGGCAGCUGCAGAGGUCUUUUUUGAAAAAAGGGGAAAGCAAAUAUCUUUUCUCACCUCUGGCGGCAAUAGUACUGGCUACGCCACUGAAAUCCCAUCUUGUGAAAACCUUUUGUCAACGGAGAAAGUUUUUUUGGCCUUUGACCUAAACCAGAGGUGGGUCACUGAAACGUUAAAUGAGGCCUGCAAGAACUUCCAAGAACUGGAUUAAUAUUUUUAGUAAAAUGCGCAAAUUGUGAAUGAUUAUUUGUAGGAGCCUUUGAAAAUUAAUAAUCACAGUGAAUAUUGUCAAACUAAAACUAAUACUAAUGACACAUUUUAGCAUAUUCACUGCUUAUUGGGAAUUUAAUCUUGAAUGAUUUUUUUUGAAGAUCAUCUUUAAUAUGACAUAUGCAAAAAGAUUAUCAUGGGGCCCAGCAAAGAAUAAAAUAACUGCUAUGCGGCCCUCUGGGCAAAAAGGUUGACAAUUCAUGACAUAGACUUCAGUUUUUGUUUUUAAAUAGCCCUUACAAAUACAAAAAAAAAAACCUGCUGGCAUUAAAUGGUGUUAGUUGAGUCCUAUUGAAUUGGCUGAUUACAGUUUAAAAAAUAUUUUACGACAUAGUUAAGGUAGAUAUGAAGAAGUUAAUUCAUAAAUUUUGCUCAGGUCCCUGGUGUAAUCCGAAACCAGUCCACCACUCCGCCAUAAUUAAAGUUAUGGGAAAUGCUUCUCUAGCUAACUCCAGUACAUUUUUCUUUCAUUCACCUAAUUCUCUAUUUUAUCUCUCUGGCUUUUUCCAAUCCAUUCUUAUAUUAAAUAGAUAUCUUAUGUAACGAUCAUUAGUGAUGAUGAUGUUACUUGUAAAUACAUAGUUGUAGUGUUAAUUAUCCACAUUCACAAAGUAUACGAGGCGGAGUCCAUGAAUUUAGCAUCCCGACCUUUUAUUAUAUAUAUAAAUUACACCACAUGAAAUACAUAAUACACAUCUCCGAAAUUGGAGGAAAUUAUAACUGUUAUUGUCUAUUUACUUCACAUAUGACUUUCACACAGAUCUAUUGAAUAAGUAACACGAUGCCAAGAGAUGUAUGGCAAAGAGCCUAUCUUCAAACAUAUGCUUCUAUUUUCACUUGUCUCCUUCUCUACUUCUGCUGUGCAUGACAUAUCUUAAUUAACUUCCUGUUCCUCUUAACUCAUAAAAACAAUACAUUAUUCCGAAACAAAAUUAUUAUCUAAAUAUUUGAUCUGUGACAUCUUUAAAAAAAUAUUCUUCAAGAAAAUCUCCCUGAUAAAGCACUUGUGUAGUCUUAUGUUUCUGCUUUCCUCUAUUUGACCAGGAGAAUGCAUAUGGAAGCACUUACAUUCCGCACCUGCUGAGCCUGAUCAAAUAUUCCAUUGUUUGUCAAGAAUGUAUCACUACCAUUCUGGAAAAGUGCUGCGUGGUAUGUAAUAUAAGUAUUGCAUUAUCAGCAGUUGUGUUGGCCACCAAUUCCAGAUGGUAUGCUUCCUGAACUUGAUGAUAGUUCACAGCAGCCUCCCACUACCACCCCUUACUGAAGAGAUGCAAUUACAAAACACACCCAGUUUAUAGUGUUCUGUAUAGACCACUGCUAGACAAAUUGAGCAUUUGUACGAGUCGGCACACAAGGACUGAAUGAUGUUUCAUUUUGUAUGAAUGAAAGUAAAAUAGCAAUUAAAAAUUAGGUAAUUGUCACAAUGGUUUUUUUGCUAGGUCUGAGCCGGGCACUGACCCAGAUACCCAGAAAUUAGCACCCGUCACAUACCCAGACCUGAAGAGAAAAAAACAGAACUGGGUCCAGGUGUUAAAAAAUUUAUAAUUUUCCAUAAUGUGUCUACCCAAUGGGUAGAAGGUAUAAAAACAGUACAACUUUUUUUUUUUAACAUAAAUUUGUGCACAUUUUACCUGAAUUGAUUAAAUGAUAAUAGAAAACAUCAUUAUGGAAGCUAAAUGAAACCACAAAGUUCAGAAGAUGAAAUUUUUUAAAAAUUAUUUAUCUUAGCAAGAUGCUUAUCUUUGGUUAAGACUAUGGCACUUUCUAAUAACCAUUAAUGUUCCAUUUCACAUGCUGACUGGCUGAUGAUAAUGAGUAGCCAACGUUUGUGUGUGUGUUGUGGAUCAUUUCUAAGUUCUGUCAAAAUUCAAUUAUAGUAAUUUAAUGUAACACUUAUUUAUAAAUGGAGCUAUUGGCUCAACUGAAUGAAGGCUAGGAUGGUAUUGCCAUGAUGAAGAUGUAAAUAUUACUUUAAAUAGUUUGAAUACAAUGGUAUCAGAAAAGGGAAAACUGCCACCAGGAGCACAAAGGCAAAUUUAAAAGCUCUGUGUUAUGGCAGUGGCUCUCAACCUGUAGGUCAAAACCUCCUUGGGGUCGCCUGACAAAAUGUCAGGGGUCGCCUAAGAAACAAAUGAAAUUUUAGGGGAUCGGGUGUGAAAUGUGAAUUUUUUCUUAUUUGAAUUUCCAUUUUUAAAUUUAAAUAUUCUUCACAGUGAUUGGGCUAUUUUCUUAUUGUUACUACACUCUGACCACACUACAACUGCAUAAAAAAAACUUUGAUCCUUUCGAUAGAUGUAUUCUGACAAUUUCCUUUUAUUAAAAAAAAAUUAUGUAUGAUUUUUAUUUAUUUAUAUUUUUCUUUGUUUCAUUUUUUUUUGCAUGUGUAAAACCCAGACUUUGUCCCCCUGGGUAUUGUCUCAAAAUAUUCAGACCUGGACUGGGUGUAAAAAAAACUGUGCCAUGCUCAGGCCUAGUUUCUUCAAAGUGAGAAAUAAUUCAUCAUCAUCAAUGGCACUACAGCCCAUGUAGGGCCCUGGCCUGCUCCACCAGAUCCUUCCAAUUGGAGCAAUCCAUGGCUUUCCGUCUCCAUGCUAGAACCCCCAACUGGUGUAAAUCUGUCUCCACAUCAUCAAUCCACCUCAUCCUUGGGCGACCGUUGAGUCGUCUGCCCCUAGGCUUCUGCCUGUAUAUAAUUUUGCCUGCUCUGCAUUCCGGCAUCCUUUCAACAUGACUAGCCCAGCGUAUUCUGCCUUUUUUUAUCAUUGUGACUAUGGGUGGUUCUUUGUACAAAUAGUAAAGUUCUUGGUUUGUACGUAUUAUCCAGAUAUCAUUUUCUAUCACUGGUCCGUAUAUUUUGCGGAGGAUUUUCCUCUCCCAUGUGUUGAGCAGGUUCUCUGCUUUUCUGGUGAGGGUCCAGGUCUCACUAGCAUACGUGUUACUACAGGUCUUAUGAUGGUGGUGUAUAUUGUCUUCUUUGUUCCCCUUGAUAGGUUUUUGUUUACCAGUAGCUUUUGUUAUCUUUCUUUCACCUCUGACAUUACCUCAUUGUGCUCAUUUAUAGUUGCCCCUAGAUAUUUGAAUGUGGCCACUCUCUCAAAUUUGUGGUUGUUAGAAAUGAAUUCAAAAUGCAUUAAAAAAAAAAAAUUUUUAUUUAAACCUGGGGCUUUGUGUAUGAGCUUAACUUUGAGAAACAAUAGAAUUUUACAAACAUGGUACAAAAUGACUUUUCUUGUUAUGGUCUGUCAACAUGCUCAAGUGGUAAACAAAAUGACUUUUCUUGUUAUGGUCUGUCAACAUGCUCAAAUGUAAACAAAAUGACUUUUCUUGUUAUGGUCUGUCAACAUGCUCAAGUGAUAAACAAAAUGACUUUUCUUGUUAUGGUCUGUUAACAUGCUCAAGUGAUAAACAAAAUGACUUUUCUUGUUAUGGUCUGUUCACAUGCUCAAGUGAUAAACAAAAUGACUUUUCUUGUUAUGGUCUGUUAACAUGCUCAAGUGAUAAACAAAAUGACUUUUCUUGUUAUGGUCUGUUAACAUGCUCAAGUGAUAAGCAAAAUGACUUUUCUUGUUAUGGUCUGUUCACAUGCUCAAGUGGUAAACAAAAUGACUUUUCUUGUUAUGGUCUGUUAACAUUCUCAAGUGGUACAAAAAAAACAAUGAUGAAAAUAUUUGUGUUUGUUCCUGGGUUUGAGAAACACAAGUUGAAUGCAGACCUCAUCGAAUCUUCCUUAACCCUGACUGUAGAGGAUAUGGAAAAUACACCUUUAAUAUGUUUGGCUCUUUAUUAUGAUCCUUUCUUGCAAAACUAAGUGGAGGUUUUUUGUAAUAUGAAUAAGUUAGAGAAAACUAGAGAUUGAAUGACUAUGUGUUGAUUAUUAUUUUAUUUUUCCAGACUAAAGAGCACCAGAUGUAUUUGUUGGAGAGCAACACAUUGGAUAUUUUCUCCCCUCUCCUCCUCUCAGAGUGCUACAAAGUGCAGAUGCCAACACUGAGAUGCUUUGCCAACAUGUGUUACAAAAAUACAGCUGUCUGUACAGCUAUUGUAGCAGGUAAGCAAAGAGUCAAGUUAAUGUUUUACACAAUUAUAGCCGUCUAUCAGUCCUGUUGUAGCUGUCUUCACAGGAAGAACAAUAGAUUCAAGAGUAGUUUGCAUGUUGAUUGCUGUAUUGAAAUUUAAAAUACUAACGAUACUUACAAUACUAUUGAUAUUUACAGUACUAUUGAUGUCUUUCCAAUAUAUGCCCAUGUUUAGUUUGUUAUUAAAAAAAAAACCCUACAUAAUAAAAUUCCUUUAUAUUUUUAAAUCAUAAAAAGUUGUCAAGCAACUCUACAAAUGAAUUCAUAUUGGACAGAUAGGGUUGGCAGUCUGUCAGAUGGUCGGCUAACCGAAGCUAAACGCUCAACAUAUACAUAUUCAUUUCAUUUAAAAUUCAAGCAAAAUUGUGAUAACAAAAUGAAACAAUUAGGUCACUGCCAAAAGAAAAAUGUUUUCUCCGACUGCUGUACCUGGAAAGGUUGCCAACCGCUCCUGUAUGAGGCUUUGUCCUCAUUGUAAAGUCAUAUUUCAAUUUAUGUCUGCGUUGAUUAGUCCAUUAUUUUAUUUCAGUUCCUGAUUUAGUCCCAGUCUUUGUGGAGUUGAUGGGUCGAGACAAACCUUCGGAGAUGCAGCUGGCGGCAGCCAAAGUCCUGACCUACCUGCAUCGUGGUGGGGCAAUAGAAGCCACAGAUUUUGUUAUAAGCAGAAAGGUAUUGACAUGGGUAAAAAAGCAUUGAUAGAGGUGCAUUUUUCAUAGAAUGCAUUUUAAAAGAUUUGCUGUAAACUUAAGUGUGCUUAAAUUUUUUUGUCAGCUUUGCCACUGCAUCCAUUUUUAUUCAAAUAAUUUUCAAUACCAUGUGCAUAAUGUUGGCACAUUUGAGAUAUUUGUUCCAGUGUUACAUGUUAUUUGGCAAUGUGUACAGUUGAAAUACUGUGUGCUCAACUGAGUCAAUCCCAAGUUUGUGGACUAGAGUGCAGCAAUCCCCCAGCAAAAGUACAGACAAGCAAAAAGAACACNUUUCUUAUUUGAAUUUCCAUUUUUAAAUUUAAAUAUUCUUCACAGUGAUUGGGCUAUUUUCUUAUUGUUACUACACUCUGACCACACUACAACUGCAUAAAAAAAACUUUGAUCCUUUCGAUAGAUGUAUUCUGACAAUUUCCUUUUAUUAAAAAAAAAUUAUGUAUGAUUUUUAUUUAUUUAUAUUUUUCUUUGUUUCAUUUUUUUUUGCAUGUGUAAAACCCAGACUUUGUCCCCCUGGGUAUUGUCUCAAAAUAUUCAGACCUGGACUGGGUGUAAAAAAAACUGUGCCAUGCUCAGGCCUAGUUUCUUCAAAGUGAGAAAUAAUUCAUCAUCAUCAAUGGCACUACAGCCCAUGUAGGACCCUGGCCUGCUCCACCACAUCCUUCCAAUUGGAGCAAUCCAUGGCUUUCCGUCUCCAUGCUCGAACCCCCAACUGGUGUAAAUCUGUCUCCACAUCAUCAAUCCACCUCAUCCUUGGGCGACCGUUGAGUCGUCUGCCCCUAGGCUUCUGCCUGUAUAUAAUUUUGCCUGCUCUGCAUUCCGGCAUCCUUUCAACAUGACUAGCCCAGCGUAUUCUGCCUUUUUUUAUCAUUGUGACUAUGGGUGGUUCUUUGUACAAAUAGUAAAGUUCUUGGUUUGUACGUAUUAUCCAGAUAUCAUUUUCUAUCACUGGUCCGUAUAUUUUGCAGAGGAUUUUCCUCUCCCAUGUGUUGAGCAGGUUCUCUGCUUUUCUGGUGAGGGUCCAGGUCUCACUAGCGUACGUGUUACUACAGGUCUUAUGAUGGUGGUGUAUAUUGUCUUCUUUGUUCCCCUUGAUAGGUUUUUGUUUACCAGUAGCUUUUGUUAUCUUUCUUUCACCUCUGACAUUACCUCAUUGUGCUCAUUUAUAGUUGCCCCUAGAUAUUUGAAUGUGGCCACUCUCUCAAAUUUGUGGUUGUUAGAAAUGAAUUCAAAAUGCAUUAAAAAAAAAUAAUUUUUAUUUAAACCUGGGGCUUUGUGUAUGAGCUUAACUUUGAGAAACAAUAGAAUUUUACAAACAUGGUACAAAAUGACUUUUCUUGUUAUGGUCUGUCAACAUGCUCAAGUGGUAAGCAAAAUGACUUUUCUUGUUAUGGUCUGUCAACAUGCUCAAGUGGUAAACAAAAUGACUUUUCUUGUUAUGGUCUGUCAACAUGCUCAAAUGUAAACAAAAUGACUUUUCUUGUUAUGGUCUGUUAACAUGCUCAAGUGGUACAAAAAAAACAAUGAUGAAAAUAUUUGUGUUUGUUCCUGGGUUUGAGAAACACAAGUUGAAUGCAGACCUCAUCGAAUCUUAGACCUCAUCGAAUCUUCCUUAACCCUGACUGUAGAGGAUAUGGAAAAUACACCUUUAAUAUGUUUGGCUCUUUAUUAUGAUCCUUUCUUGCAAAACUAAGUGGAGGUUUUUUGUAAUAUGAAUAAGUUAGAGAAAACUAGAGAUUGAAUGACUAUGUGUUGAUUAUUAUUUUAUUUUUCCAGACUAAAGAGCACCAGAUGUAUUUGUUGGAGAGCAACACAUUGGAUAUUUUCUCCCCUCUCCUCCUCUCAGAGUGCUACAAAGUGCAGAUGCCAACACUGAGAUGCUUUGCCAACAUGUGUUACAAAAAUACAGCUGUCUGUACAGCUAUUGUAGCAGGUAAGCAAAGAGUCAAGUUAAUGUUUUACACAAUUAUAGCCGUCUAUCAGUCCUGUUGUAGCUGUCUUCACAGGAAGAACAAUAGAUUCAAGAGUAGUUUGCAUGUUGAUUGCUGUAUUGAAAUUUAAAAUUUAAAAUACUAACGAUACUUACAAUACUAUUGAUAUUUACAGUACUAUUGAUGUCUUUCCAAUAUAUGCCCAUGUUUAGUUUGUUAUUAAAAAAAAAACCCUACAUAAUAAAAUUCCUUCAUAUUUUUAAAUCAUAAAAAGUUGUCAAGCAACUCUACAAAUGAAUUCAUAUUGGACAGAUAGGGUUGGCAGUCUGUCAGAUGGUCGGCUAACCGAAGCUAAACGCUCAACAUAUACAUAUUCAUUUCAUUUAAAAUUCAAGCAAAAUUGUGAUAACAAAAUGAAACAAUUAGGUCACUGCCAAAAGAAAAAUGUUUUCUCCGACUGCUGUACCUGGAAAGGUUGCCAACCGCUCCUGUAUGAGGCUUUGUCCUCAUUGUAAAGUCAUAUUUCAAUUUAUGUCUGCGUUGAUUAGUCCAUUAUUUUAUUUCAGUUCCUGAUUUAGUCCCAGUCUUUGUGGAGUUGAUGGGUCGAGACAAACCUUCGGAGAUGCAGCUGGCGGCAGCCAAAGUCCUGACCUACCUGCAUCGUGGUGGGGCAAUAGAAGCCACAGAUUUUGUUAUAAGCAGAAAGGUAUUGACAUGGGUAAAAAAGCAUUGAUAGAGGUGCAUUUUUCAUAGAAUGCAUUUUAAAAGAUUUGCUGUAAACUUAAGUGUGCUUAAAUUUUUUUGUCAGCUUUGCCACUGCAUCCAUUUUUAUUCAAAUAAUUUUCAAUACCAUGUGCAUAAUGUUGGCACAUUUGAGAUAUUUGUUCCAGUGUUACAUGUUAUUUGGCAAUGUGUACAGUUGAAAUACUGUGUGCUCAACUGAGUCAAUCCCAAGUUUGUGGACUAGAGUGCAGCAAUCCCCCAGCAAAAGUACAGACAAGCAAAAAGAACACCACCAACCUGGGUGGACAGGACUCGUUAACCUUGGAUGGCAACACAUCUAAGAGAAGGCAAAGUCUGAAAUCAGACCCUGAGAUGUAGUCCAUUUGGCGGUAUCACAUUGACACAAUGAAAAUUCCGACAACUCCUGCGAUGUGGAACGCAUAAAGAGCACAGUGAAACACGAACAAUCAAUGCCCCAUUUUUUCCUUGAAUUUACCAUAGCAACAUUAGCUGUGAAUGGAAAUCAAUAAUAGUUUUUUAAUUAAAUAGAACAAAAAGCAAGCUAGUUAAUGUUAAAACCUUGAGGUUUAAACUUAAGUCUGUGGGUCCCAAGCAAAAGUUGCAUGGUUCUUUGCAGCAGUCAUUUGUUCCGUUGCUGCUCAUGCACAUGAUUUAGAUGGUUGUCGAGUAUGAGCGUUCAUUAGUAAUUGUUGCGACUGAAUAUUAUGUUCAUUAGUUGUUGAACGCUUUUCCCGCGCUUGAUUCUUAUAGUUAUUAAACACUCUUCCCGCCAUUGUCUCUAUGACGUAUGUUUUAGUCGUGCGGCAGUCUUGAGUGGAACUUUGGAGUGAUAGGAUGUGUAUUAUUUAUGUCUGAUAGCGAGCUGCGCUAUAUUCACGUGUUAUGGACGUCAUAGUGAACGUUAAGGUCGCCCACGAUCACACUUGUUCCACGGAGCAGGUUGCAGUAGUCAAGUAGGUCAGGGAGCUCAGAGAGGAAGGUGGAGUUUAGGAGCUUGUUCUUCUUACUGGGCGGAGUGCGGUACAAGCAGAACAUGUUGACAGUGUGGGGCGUGUUGAGGGUGAACUGAACAAGUUCUAGAGAGGUGUGCUGGAAUGGGAAUGUGGAGGUGAAAGUCACUGGGAGGUGGCUACGAUAAAUGACAGCGAGGCCGCCACCUCGCGUAGCACGCGGAAAGGACUUAAUAUCGAAACCCGGUGGCGUGAGGUCAGCACACUUGGCAUCAUCCCCUGUUGACCUCAACCAAGUCUCCGUCAGGAACAGCACGUCAACAAAUUCGUCCUUUACGAACUCUACUAUCUUUGUUCGCUUCGCCCCGCACUUUGAGCCCACGGAUUGGCAGUUAUAGUGGCCUACUCGUAGUUGGUCUGGAAGCUUCUGGCGGCCGCUGAUGACAAUGACGUUGCUGCGCCGAAUACGUCCGGAGUCAAGUGGGACCCAUGGUACGCGCUUUGGACGAACAGGAAGGCGUUCAAACACAUCUGUCACCACAUGGAUAUGCAUCGAUUGCUGCGUCUCAAAAGACCAAUUUACUUUCAUUGUAUCUUUGAGGGCAAACUGGGGAGAAGUGGGUCGAUGCAUAUGGUCAUAUUCCCUCCCAUUUUUAAACCCUAUACCUUUGUGCAAUCCAUUUUUUCAUUUUUUGUAGACAUUGGGAACCCUGGUUCGGAUGUGUAAAAGAGAUCGGCCACUAGACGAAAAUGUCAGAGGAGCAGAGACUCUGGCCUACCUUGUGGAAGUUGACCCUGACCUUCAAAUGAUCGCCAGCAUCACAGACCAUCUGAUCAGCACACACUCCAACUACCUGCACUACAAAGAUGUCAAGAAAAUUUCUUCUGUGGACAAAAAAGUCAGUGACUCUCAAUAUUUUGAUUUUAUUUUCAUAAUUUUAAUAUGCUAUUGUAAUCAAAUUAAUUGAUUCACUAUGUUUAGUCAGAUAUGCACAAUUCAACUAACAUUAGCGGCCAUUAGUUAAAAAUAUUUCAAACAUCUAUUUAUGUUAUUCAAUAAAAAAUUUAUUUUCCAAUAUGAAGAAAUAUAUCCUAGUAAUAUGAGAAGUCCAAUGGCUUUUUUACUAUUGUUACUAUCACACAUUAAAACAGAGCUAUCGAUAGCCAAGAAUAAUAGUGUCUGGGAAAACAGCCACUUUGUUAGAGGGGUAGAUUAAUAAGACACGAACAAAUUGUGUCAAUAUAACAGUAUAAGUUACUCUUUAAUAAUAAUUAUACAUUAUACACAUUAAACGUUUCGGCACACGCCUUCAUCAGUACAAACAGAAAAAAAUAGGAGAGGGAGCUAAAACCAGACAAAAUUAAUCUAUUUUAAAGUUUUAUUGCAGUCCAACACUUUUUAUAAUGUUAGAGGAGUCCAGAGUUGAACAUCACUUAUGCCAUUAGCUAUGCCAUUAGCUUAAGACUGUCAUUAUUUCUUAUCUUUAACAGUAGUUUGAGGAUUUUUAUGGAUAAUACUUAAUUAGCAUCAAUUGAUUUGUACUGGAAUUUUUUUUACUGAAGGAAGUGGACUGGGGCAGUGAGAUGAGAA
Messenger RNA from Lymnaea stagnalis (great pond snail), 13875 nucleotides. The record is from the annotation of a GenBank genome assembly. Lineage: Eukaryota; Metazoa; Mollusca; Gastropoda; Lymnaeidae.